CCUGGGGCGGCGGCGGCGGAGGCGGCGGCGGAGGCGGCGUGGGGCAAGGUCCCGCCCGCCGCUCCAAUAUAACCGCCUCCCGCCGCCGUUGGGGCAUCAGAGCUCCUUCGCCUACCUACUCGGCCUACGCCUCUGCCUCGCAGACGCCUGCCUGCCCUCCUUCGCCUUCGCCGAAGACUCUCGUCUCGCCAACAUGCCCUGGUCUUACACCGACAGGCUGAACGGCGUGGGCGCCACCAAGAAGCACCUGCACAUGCGCGCGGCGUCGACGGCGGCGCUGCCGCUGGCGCUGCCCGCGGCCGCCGACCACCCGGCGGGGGCCGAGCGGGACGCGCCGCCUCUGCCCCCGCGGCCGCACGCCGCCGCCCUCGCCGACAAGUACGAGCUGCACAAGUACGGCUACGGCAAGAACAGCAUCAAGCUGCUGCACGUGCACCGCGACGGCGCCACGCACUCCAUCCGCGAGUACGAGGUGAACACGCACCUGCGCCUGCACUCGCAGCGCGACUACCUCGAGGGCAACAACAAGGACAUCAUCGCCACCGACACGCAGAAGAACACCGUCUACGUGCUCGCCAAGAAGUACGGGGUGGAGUCGCCCGAGGACUUCGCGCUGCUGGUGUGCAGCCACUUCCUGUACACGUACCGUCACGUGGACGAGGCGUCGGUGCACGUGGAGGAGUACCCGUGGGAGCGGCUGCAGGCCGAGGAGCGGCCGCACAACCACGCCUUCAUCUUCUCCCCCACCGCCGUGCGCUUCUGCACCGUCAAGCAGAAACGGAACGAGCGUCCCAAAGUGACUGGUGGUCUGCGUGACUUACGAGUCCUCAAGACGACGCAAUCUGCUUUCACUGACUUCAUCCAGGACGAAUACCGCACCCUUCCUGAUGCCAACGACCGUAUUUUCAGCACGAUCGUCACAGCGACGUGGCAGUACUCCACAGUCAACAACGUCGAUUUCGACGGCGUUUGGGAUGCCGUAAAGGAGUGCAUACUUGAGAACUUCGCUGGCCCUCCGGAUGUAGGUGUUCCUAGCAAGUCGGUACAGCACACACUGUACCUUACGGAAAAGAUGGUUCUGGACAAAGUGAAGGAGCUUUCGCGAAUCGAGAUGUGGAUGCCCAACAAGCACUACUUCACCCUCGACUUGUCCAAGUUCCCGUCGACGGUGGUCCAGGGCGAGAACAAGGAGGUCUACGAGCCUGUGGACAAGCCAUCGGGCAUCAUUCAUGCGAUGCUGGAACGCAAAGCUACCACCUCAAGGCUUUGAGUCUCUCAUACCCAACUUGUAAACAUCAAAUAUCCAUUGCACAUUUAUUAUUCAUAAGAGAAUCAAUUGUCAUUGUUUCAUUUUACGCUAAAAACAGUAUAUAAUCGUAAUUUAGAAAGAUUCUCGUGAAACUCUAGUAUUCUGAUCGGAUUUUUAUAGAGUCGAUCAAUAAUCUUGACAUGUAGACAUGUAUUUUUCUGUUUGUCGUCAACAGUUGUCAACAUUUUCUCUUUUCUUUGUUCUUUAUGCAAUGUAUAAUGUGAUGCGGUGUUUAUGUGGUGUUGCUCUGUUUGACUAUUGGAAUUUAUGUGGAGUGUAUCUGAAGUUCAGACUUGUUCAUGUCAAUGUAUUAUUUCUUUCGCCUUUAUUUGUACAUAACAUGUGAAUAUAUUGUAUUUAUUUGUACAUAGAAAAUAUAAAUAAAUAUUUAUAAUAAUGAAGUACAUAUUGAUGUAAAGUUUCACCUUAUGUAGCAUUCCUA
Gryllus bimaculatus (two-spotted cricket) is the source of this 1751-nucleotide messenger RNA. Lineage: Eukaryota; Metazoa; Arthropoda; Insecta; Orthoptera; Gryllidae. The record is from the annotation of a GenBank genome assembly.